AUCAGUUACCAUAACACCAAGCAACUUCUUAUUCUUUCUACUCAUCAACACCUUUUAUAACAACUUAAACCGAAUUUUGCUUUUGAUCCAUUCUAAACUUCUCCAUGUACUAACAAAAAUGUUCGUAGAGAUGUUUCAGCUUCUAUUCACAAUCGUGUCAAUCGAAGCCGUCCUGAUAUUAACACUCGGGUUCGGGACUCCAGCGAGAAGAGUGGUGGUGAAAUUGCUAGACCUAUCAAAGCAAGGUCGAGCACCACUGGUUGCGAAAACGGUCGCAGCCACAAUGCUUGUGUUGUUUGGCUCGGUUAUGUUCAGCACGAUUCAAAUACACACAAGGGUAUCUGACUCUGGAGGUGUAGCUAACUCGACCGAUCAAGUCAUGUUUGCGAAUUGCCUCCUCGAAGCUUUCCUCAUGGGGACUGUCUUGUUCUUGGCAAUGGUUAUAGACAGAAUGCAUUAUUACACAAGAGAGCUUCAAAUCACAAGAAGAAACUUGGAGAUUGCUGUAAAUAAGGGCAAAACCGGUGCUUAAAAGCAAAUGUUUUGGCAUCCAAAGACCAAUAAAAUCUGUAAAUAUGUGAAUGUUAAUACAUUAUGUCAUUAUCAGAAGAAAGUCAUUCUCGUGGUGACUUUAAUUUCAAAAUAAAAGUAAAUAAAAAAAUGAGAAAUCUCACUUUCAAUAUCACAAAUCAAUGUACACUACUAAUCAAUCGGUUCGGGAUUGAACCGGUUUAAAUUACGUUCGGUUUGGUUCAAUUACAGAAAAAUAUCCGAAGAGCGAGUGAACUCGUCGUUCUUCAUCACACGCACGAGUCGACUCAAAAACCUCUCUUAUCUUGAAAAAGGACUAAAACCCUGAGUGUCAGUGAGAGUAUGAACAAAUCUUCUUCGUUGUAUCUCUCUUUGGCACCAACAAAAAUGGUUUCCCUCUCUAAUCAAACCAGAUUCUCUUUCCACCCAAACAACCUUUUCCUUUCCGAGAAUAGGCGUCUGGGAAUCUCAGGAGUCAAUUUUCCCAGGAAAAUCAAUGUGAAAAUCACUUGCUUCGCCGCCGAGAGACCACGCCAGGAGAAACAGAAAAAGAAGAGUCAGAGCCAGAGCACUAGUGACGCUGAAGCUGGAGUCGACCCAGUUGGGUUUCUCACCAGACUGGGAAUUGCUGACAGAAUCUUUGCUCAAUUUCUCCGAGAAAGGCAUAAAGCUUUGAAAGACCUUAAAGAUGAGAUUCUCAAACGCCACUUCGAUUUCAGAGAUCUUGCUUCAGGAUUUGAGUUACUGGGGAUGCAUCGACAUAUGGAACACCGGGUUGACUUUAUGGACUGGGGUCCAGGUGCUCGUUAUGGUGCUAUAAUCGGAGAUUUCAACGGAUGGUCCCCUACAGAAAAUGCAGCCAGAGAGGGCCUAUUUGGCCAUGAUGAUUUUGGGUAUUGGUUCAUUAUUCUUGAGGAUAAGUUAAGAGAGGGUGAAGAACCAGACGAACUAUACUUUCAGCAGUAUAACUAUGUCGAUGACUAUGAUAAGGGUGAUAGUGGUGUAUCAGCUGAAGAAAUCUUCCAGAAAGCUAAUGAUGAGUAUUGGGAACCUGGUGAGGACCGGUUUAUUAAAAACCGCUUUGAAGUUCCUGCUAAACUAUACGAACAGAUGUUUGGCCCGAACAGUCCACAAACAUUAGAAGAGUUAGGAGAUAUACCAGAUGCAGAAACGAGAUAUAAACAGUGGAAAGAGGAGCAUAAAAAUGAUCCACCUAGUAAUCUACCUCCAUGCGACAUCAUUGAUAAAGGUCAAGGAAAGCCAUAUGAUAUUUUUAAUGUCGUGACAUCUCCAGAAUGGACAAAGAAAUUUUAUGAGAAAAAACCUCCAAUUCCAUAUUGGUUAGAGACACGUAAAGGAAGAAAGGCAUGGUUAAAAAAAUACAUUCCAGCUGUUCCACAUGGAAGCAAGUAUAGAUUGUAUUUCAAUACUCCUGAUGGACCGCUUGAACGAGUGCCUGCUUGGGCUACAUAUGUGCAACCAGGUAUGAUAGCAUCUGGUAUAUCUAUGGUUAGGAGUAGCAUAAGAAAUAUAACAAAUUGCAUAGCUUUCAUUAAUAAAAUGAAGCAAGCAUUCAGUUUUCCUUUUAUCUGAUGACACAUGCUUAGAAUUAUUUGCACGAAUUGAACAAAUGGAAGGAGUCUUUUCUAUUUUUUACUCUCUGCUUUUCAUGUCCAGAGUUACUAGAA
Messenger RNA from Arabidopsis lyrata subsp. lyrata, 2219 nucleotides. Its product is annotated as 1,4-alpha-glucan-branching enzyme 3, chloroplastic/amyloplastic. The record is from RefSeq and is a predicted model, not a curated record. Gene Ontology annotation, molecular function: 1,4-alpha-glucan branching enzyme activity. Gene Ontology annotation, cellular component: endoplasmic reticulum membrane; endoplasmic reticulum; cytoplasm. NCBI's taxonomy places the organism in Eukaryota, Viridiplantae, Streptophyta, Magnoliopsida, Brassicales, Brassicaceae. The coding region runs from base 874 to 2124 and encodes 416 amino acids. The transcript is spliced from 5 exons. Gene Ontology annotation, biological process: intracellular protein transport; carbohydrate metabolic process; endoplasmic reticulum to Golgi vesicle-mediated transport.